This is a messenger RNA of Aspergillus piperis CBS 112811, 1725 nucleotides long. RefSeq names its product serine/threonine protein kinase CDC7. The coding region runs from base 160 to 1635 and encodes 491 amino acids. Gene Ontology annotation, cellular component: nucleus. Gene Ontology annotation, biological process: mitotic DNA damage checkpoint signaling; protein phosphorylation. The transcript has 4 exons. NCBI's taxonomy places the organism in Eukaryota, Fungi, Ascomycota, Eurotiomycetes, Eurotiales, Aspergillaceae. The record is from RefSeq and is a predicted model, not a curated record. Gene Ontology annotation, molecular function: ATP binding; protein serine/threonine kinase activity.
AACCUCACGCCUUCCUUUCCUUCCUGAAACACGACUAUAUCAUUUUCAGUCUUAUUGCACCUGUUUUGUCGUGUUGCUGCCAGGUUCUGCUGAUCAAGCUAUCACUCGGUGAACUUCCCUGCUAGUCUGUAACAGCCCUUCCAAGCGGUCCUCAUUGCGAUGUCCGCUCUUCAUGCAGCUCCUACCGAUACCUUCGGCAUACAGCAACCUGUCGCUGCGACCCAAGGCCCCAAAUAUGUUAGAGAGGACAGUGCAGCCACAGAUAGUGAUGGAUCGAUAGAGCAAAUCCGAGAAGAGGUGGAGUACGAGGAGGGUGACGCUCAAGACAAAGAGGAUGUUGAUGAAUCAGUGAAAGAAGAUAUGAGAAAACUCGAGGACACAUUCCCCGGCAUAUCUGAUAGAUUUCGGCUGUUGAAUAGAAUCGGAGAAGGUACCUUUUCCACCGUGUACAAAGCAGAGGACCUCUUGUACGACCACUAUGAAAACGAUUGGGACACUUUCCAAGACAACCACACGGACAGUUGGACGGACCAACCGUCUAAAAGACGCCGGGUGGAAGGUGAUAACGGCCGCUCGAUCCCCGUCAAACGAAGGAAGCCACGGUUCGUUGCAUUGAAAAAGAUCUAUGUGACUAGUAGUCCCCAUCGCAUUCAAAAUGAACUUGAGCUGCUACAUGAUCUUCGGGGUUGCCGAUCAGUAUGCCCGUUAAUCACGGCUUUCCGCUACCAGGAUCAAGUUGUGGCCGUUCUACCCUUCUUCCCACACACCGACUUUCGCAUUCAGUAUCGCACAUUCCUGGUUGCUGAUAUGCGACAUUAUUUCCGGUCACUGUUCACUGCACUGCACUCCGUCCAUAAACAUAACAUUCUCCAUCGCGAUAUCAAGCCAACUAAUUUCCUCUAUAAUCCUGAUCUUAGAGAAGGCGUGUUAGUCGAUUUCGGGCUUGCAGAACGUGAGGGUUCUGAGUACACAGGUACCUGCCUGUGCGCAAAUGCAGCUUACAUACGCCGUAGUAGAUAUAACCACAGUUAUCACAGCACUCAUUGUUCACCGACGACAUUAUCAGCUGGCUAUCCUAAGAACGACUCACGACCAUCAAGGCGCGCUAAUCGAGCAGGAACGCGUGGGUUUCGUGCACCUGAAGUCCUCUUCAAGUGCACUUCUCAGACAACCAAAAUAGAUAUGUGGUCCGCCGGCGUCAUUCUCUUGACCCUACUUGGACGCCGCUUUCCUUUCUUUAACUCGGCUGAUGAUGUUGACGCUAUGAUUGAGAUGGCGAGUAUCUUCGGCACUCGACGCAUGAAAGCUGCAGCAGCUAUGCAUGGGCAGAUAUUCGAAACGAAUAUCCCGACCAUCGGUGAAAAGGGGUAUAGCUGGGAGAAACUUGUGAAAUGGGCCAGCUGUGUCGAAGAGCUAACUGAAAGUGAGAAACAGGCCACUCGAUUACUGGCUGGCCUCAUGGAGCUGGAUCCCUACAAGCGCCUCAGUGCCAAGGAAGCCCUACAACAUGAGUUUUUCACUGACCCUAUAGACCAUGAUGUGGAGUGGGGAGGGGACCCCGACGAUAGCGCAGACACUGGGGAAGAAGAUGAGGAUAAGGAUGAUGGAGAAGCGGACGAAGUAGCAAUGAUAUAGAGCUUCCGAGCCAAUGUAUGAUAAUGACUCCUGGUUUGAUGAUAAUAAAACAACCUCUAACUCCUUAUUUGCGAUCGCUUUAUUAUUAAA